Molecule: messenger RNA, 1136 nt
Organism: Hyla sarda
Lineage: Eukaryota; Metazoa; Chordata; Amphibia; Anura; Hylidae
Gene: NUBP2
Product: NUBP iron-sulfur cluster assembly factor 2, cytosolic
Exons: 7
Coding region: 72-884 (270 amino acids)
Biological process (GO): iron-sulfur cluster assembly
Cellular component (GO): cytosol
Molecular function (GO): ATP-dependent FeS chaperone activity; ATP binding; 4 iron, 4 sulfur cluster binding
Source: RefSeq, a predicted model, not a curated record
GAAUUGCAUACUUGUUGCUGAUUGGGUAAACUUCACGCCAAUCUCAAUCUAUGCGGAAGUGAGUGUCCAGCAUGGAUACAGCACCUGACAGCAGUAACCUUGCUGGUGUGCGGCAUAUCAUCCUGGUGUUAUCAGGGAAAGGAGGUGUUGGCAAAAGUACCAUCUCCACUCAGAUUGCCCUGGCAUUGCGCCAUGCUGGUAAGAAGGUGGGUAUACUGGACGUAGAUCUGUGUGGGCCCAGUAUACCCCGCAUGCUGAAUGCUCAUGGUAAGGAUGUCCAUCAGUGUGACAGCGGCUGGGUACCAGUGUACGUGGACCAGGAGAAGAGCAUCUCACUCAUGUCUAUUGGUUUUCUGCUGGAGCGCCCUGAUGAUGCUGUAGUAUGGAGGGGACCGAAGAAAAACGCGAUGAUAAAGCAGUUCGUGGCUGAUGUGGCCUGGGGACAUUUGGAUUUCCUUAUUAUUGAUACUCCUCCGGGAACCUCCGAUGAGCACAUAUCUACCGUGGACGCUCUGAGGCCAUUCAACCCCACGGGAGCUGUAUUGGUCACCACUCCUCAGGCUGUAUCUAUUGGAGACGUAAGACGGGAGUUGACGUUCUGCAAAAAGAUGGGGCUACGGGUGCUUGGAAUUGUGGAGAAUAUGAGCGGCUUUGUUUGCCCCCAUUGCACAGAAUGCACUAACAUUUUUUCCAAAGGAGGUGGCGAGGAGCUAGCAAGACACGCCGGAGUCCCAUUUCUGGGUUGUGUUCCCCUUGAUCCUACCCUGGCCCAAAGUCUAGAACAAGGGAAGGAUUUUAUCCAGGAGUUCCCCAAGAGUGCGGCCUACUCGUCCAUCACAAACAUUGUGCAGCAGAUCCUGGACAGCGUCUCACAAGGAUCUUGAUCCUGAAUGUUUCUGAGAUCAGAGGACUUUGGUCAAAUAGUAGCUUAGGCUGGGUUCACACCACGUUUUCUUAAAUACGGCUCCCGUAUACGGUUGGGAGGAGGGGGGCUUAAUCGCGGCGCCCGCACUCAGCCGUAUUCGGGAACCGUAUUUAAUGCAAGUCUAUGAGCCGACCGGAGUGAACCGCAGCCUCCGGUCGGCUUCGUUUUCGGCCGUAUGCGGUUUCCCGACCGCAGGCAAAAACGGGGUCGA